GAUAGAGGAAUAAACCCGAGUGUGUGUUUGAACUCUUCCUGGUUCAGCUGUUGUGUUGUCAUUUCAGUCUCCACGUCGACUCUUUGGUGUUCUUCAGUUUCACCCUCAGGACUGACUGCGGACUCGUCAUGCUGAUAAACCUCCAGCCGCAGAGCUGAAAAACACAAGUUCGCGAUGAUGUGUUAGUGUUUUAAAACUACCAGCGACUCCUCGGAUAUUUAGCUAACUGCUAGCUGUAGCAUCCCCUGUCGUUAACAGGUAUGUUUGCAUCCUGCUGUAACUGGUUGUGUAUGGACUCAGCUGAUGUUGAACCGGCAGGUGGAGGUGAGCGACGUCCUCAGUCCUACACCAACUCGGCCUUCAGCAGUCAGCCGUCUCCUCUUGCACCUGAACACACCUGUAAGGCCUGCGGGGGGCGAUUCGACACGCCUACCAAGAAGCAUGUGUGUGUGGACUGUAAGAAGAACUACUGCAGCCGCUGCUCCGCCCAGCUGGAGCCCCGCCCCCGCCUCUGUCACACCUGUCAGCGUUUCUACGGCAACCUGCUGCAGCGGGCGGAGCUGAUGAAGCUGAAGGUGAAGGAGCUGCGGGACUACCUGCACCUGCACGAGGUCUCCACCCACCUGUGCAGAGAGAAGGAGGAGCUGGUGGAGCUGGUCCUGGGUCAGCAGCCUUCACCAUCCAGCGGCCCCGCCCCCGAGACCCCGACCACUGAUCCCCCCUCUGUGACCUCUGAACCCCCUGACCCGACCCCUCACAUCUUCACCUUGACUCCUGACCCCCCAACCCCUGCUAUGACCCCGGACCCCCCAACCCCUGCUAUGACCCCGGACCCCCCAACCCCGGCUAUGACCCCUGACCCCCCUGCUGCACAACCUGAAGCCCCAGCCCCGCCCACAGAGACGUCCCCCGCCGAGCCUGACGUUCAGGACGAAGACCAGAACUGGGACCCGGAGGACUUCCCGGUUAUGGGUCGCAGGGCCUCGCUGUCGGACCUGAGCUGUCUGGACGACAUCGAGGCGCUCAGCGUGCGACAGCUGAAGGAAAUCCUCGCCAGGAACUUUGUCAACUACAAAGGCUGCUGUGAGAAGUGGGAGCUGAUGGAGAGGGUGAGCCGGCUGUACCAGGACCAGCAGAACCUGCUGGCUGCCAACGCUCUGAACGCUUCAGAGUCUGGCGACGGCGUUGGCGGCGGUCUUGAUGAGAACCUCUGUAAGAUCUGUAUGGACUCUCCCAUCGACUGCGUCCUGCUGGAGUGUGGUCACAUGAUCACCUGCACCAAGUGCGGCAAGAGGAUGAGCGAGUGCCCCGUCUGCCGCCAGUACGUCGUCCGAGCCGUUCACGUCUUCCGGUCCUGAGCGCAGGAUGGACCGACUCCAAAGCAAUAACCUGCAAAUAAGCGCUCCUGAGGGGCCGGGAAAUGUUUUUUAUUUUGCUAACUCUAUUUUUCUAGUGUAAAUAAGAUGUGCAGUAUGACGUAUGAAGAAUGUAAGACGCCUUCAGGCUGCAGAGCUGCUGUUUGAACACAAAACACUGAAUGUGCAGAUGGACUCUGGGAGGUGGCUCAUGUCUCUACACUUUGAACUUUAACCUUUAAAGUCAUCGCACAAGAAACCCUCCGUGCCUUCGCCACCUCCGUCGGUCGGUAAUAACAGCGAAGCGGGUCUGUAAUAACGGCACGAUCCAGCUGUGAGUCCGGAAGAUUUUGGGAAAGUUUUGGCGCAAAUCAACCAAAGAAAACGCGGCUCUACCUCGGCUGGUGAGCCUUUAACGUUCACAGACUGUUUUCAGUGCAGCCUUUACUCUGUUUACAGCCUGCAGUGGGUUUAGGAUCAACCAAAUGAAGUUAACACCUGUGAUAUCAUGGACAUGUGCAGUUAUUGACAUCCCACAAUGCAACACUCACAUAAGAGAGUUCCCACUCUGAAAUCGGCCUUAUCUUACUGUUUACUCUUCAAUUUCUGUGCAACAAACAUGUUCAUUAAACUGCCUUCCGGAUCAGAUUAUCAGCAGGAAAAUAACCUCUGAUCCCCACCCAACAAUGCACACUGAGCCCCGCCCCCAGCCUCAGGUGACUGGUGCUGCACCUGUCGCUCAGACGUGCAGGUGAGCGUCCUGUUAGCGCUGCUGUUACACUCCUGAACUGAAAAGCAGAGCAGCUAUAAAUCCAUUAAAAACUGUAAAUGACCGGAUGAAGAACCAGAUCAGAGUGUUUUAGCUCCUAAACUCCCGUAUACAUUAUAUUUGUUAUUACAGUAAAUUUUGUUGUUGCAUACUUUACAUUUCCAAACCUAAGGUGUUCAUUUUCCUGUAGGGAUCUGGUCCCAACGUUGGACUCGAGAGAUAAACCUAUCCAGUUUAUACUUUUAAAAAAAAGCCUGAAAAUGAAUCUUUUGUCAUAACAAAGGUCGUCAACAAUUUUAUUUGUUUUGGUGACACAAUUAAAGGGCUAAAGUUAAGUAUUGUUCAACCUGGACCCCAUUUGCCCAUGUUUUUGUGUCAAUGUGAGUAAUUGGCACAUUUAUUAAAACCCAUCAAAGUUCGUCCACUACAGAACUUGUUCUCUUGCCGCUGGCAGGCUCAGAUUGUUGUUACAAGUGUCUGACAACAUUAUGGAAAGGAUCCCUACAGAGAGAGACUUUUUUAGAAAAAAGUAAUAUCCUUUUUGUUUAACCACAAACGGUCGCUAAAUCGCUCUCGUCAAAGCCACCAGACUACAUUGGAAAAACCCCCCCAGUAAUUUUACCUCUCUGGUCUACAGCUAGCUGCCUUGGUCGGUUAGUUUGUGUGUUAUUGUGUGACUUUGGUGUAUUAACAGGUUAAAAACACAAUAGAGUGCCUAAGCCCCUCCCCUUCCACCAUGGACCACCAUGGGACCUUACUUCGGGAAAAAAAUGUACGGUAGUCAACGGCAAGAGGCAACAAAUUUUUUGAUCCUGUUUGAAUUGUGCUCUGAAUUACACACAAGAUGAUGGUCAAUUUAAAAUGUACAUUUGAAAGUGAAGAAAGUCGCAGUUUGAUAUAAAACUGUUGAAGCAUCAGACUGAAAAUACAUAAUAACAAAGACCACAAACCCAAACGUCGUGUAUGUGGCGUCAUAACUUUGUGUUUCAGUGACCGAGAAUCGUUGGAUUAAACACAUCAGGUGAGAUUUAUUUCUGCGUGGAACAUGGCUAAGUUAUCUAGCUAGCAGCAACCAAGCAAUGAACGUUAGCUUAGCAUUACCAAGCCAAAAUGUUGGUGACGUAUAUUGUGCGAGACGAGAGAUAUAGUUCAUUGAACAGUUUUCACACAAAACUACAUGUAACUUUACUGAUUUAUGUCAAACUACAACUUUCUUGGUGGACAAAAUUAUCUUUUAAGUUGACAAACAUCGUGUGUAACUCAAGUUCAAACAGGAUCAAAAAAUAAGUUGUCUCUUGCCGUUGACUACCGUACAUAUUUUUUUCGAAAUAAGAUCCCAUGGGCCGGAAGCGGAAGAGAGUGACUUAGUCUCUCUGUAACAUUUUUAUCAAUGGAGUCUGAUGGCUUUGACGAUAGCAAUAUAGCGACUGUUUCUGUUUGAACAAAAAGGAUCUUCUCUCUCUGUAGGGAUCCUUUCUAUAAUGUUGUCAGACACUUGUGUUUACAAUCUGAGCCUGUCGGAGGGAAAAAGCAGCUGUACUUUGACGGGGCGCAGGGAUUACGCUGCAGUACUGGACCAAUUUAAAAAAAUGUUCCAAUUAGCCACAUAGAUACAAAAACAUAGUAUCCAGGUUGAAUUACCCUUUAACACGACUGCUGAUCUGAAACAGGGCUGCAGCGUAAUCCUUGCUUCCUGGUAAGAACUCUAAUUAAGUGCUAAUGACAGUGUUGCAUUAAUACACUUAAAAUUAUUUUCAAAAAAAUUUACCUCGAGUCUUUCAUUCCAGCUUAGCAGAUUAAAAUAAGAAUAAAAUGUCUAAUAAUAAAUUAACGAUUAAUAUAGCUUUACCUGGUUUUAAAUAGAACUAUUCUUUCAAUUCCUAUUUGUCGUAUUAUUAGCACUAUGGCCGCAGCUAACGGUUAUUUAUCGAAAAAUUACACAAUUAUUUUGUCGAUUAAUUGCUUGGUCUACAAAUGUCAGAAAACUGUCCUGAGUCCGAGACGUCGCCUUCAAACGUCCUUUUUUUUGUCCGACCAACAAUUCAAAAUCCAAACACAUUCAUUUUGUUACUGUAGAAGACACACUUUAAUAUUUGGAAGUGCAGCUUUAGCGGUUAAUUGAUUAGCAAAAUAGUUGCAUUAAUUUUCUGUAGAUCGAUGAAUCAACUAAUUGGCGCAAUAUGACUUUUUUUUUUUUAUCUGGAAAUCACUUUGUAAAAAAAAAAAAGAAGGCAUUUACAGUUUUAAAUCCACGCCCACAUAUUAAAAAAAAUACGCAUUAAGACACAUGGCGUCAUAGUCAGCUGUUAGCUCCCCUACAGGAGCCAGCAGGGGGCAGCAGAGACAGGAAACUGUUCUGACCAAACGGCCCCACCAACCCUACACCGAUAUUUUUAUGUUAUGCUAAGCUAGGCUAACAGUUUCCCACUGCUCCCAGUCUUUGUGCUAAGCAAAGCUACCCAUUGACCCAGGGCUGAAGCUUCUUGUGAGACAACGUUCUCUUUAUUUUUCUGGGAAUUUGAGGGAUCUAGGAUUAAAAAUUUUUUUUGCUUUUAAAAUGUCAUUUUAUUUUAUAUUCUGUGGUUAAGCAUUGACAGUUUUGGGGCUGAUUCCUGUGUUAUUUAGACUCUCUUUGAAACUCUCUUUGGCCCUUCAUGCUGGAAAAUAACGUUCAGAGGUCCUGUGGUUGUGUUGAGUUUAUAAGUGCUUAUUAAAGUUGCAGAACAGGAUCUUAA
Molecule: messenger RNA, 4859 nt
Organism: Micropterus salmoides (largemouth bass)
Lineage: Eukaryota; Metazoa; Chordata; Actinopteri; Centrarchiformes; Centrarchidae
Gene: rffl
Product: ring finger and FYVE-like domain containing E3 ubiquitin protein ligase
Exons: 8
Coding region: 261-1358 (365 amino acids)
Biological process (GO): proteasome-mediated ubiquitin-dependent protein catabolic process; negative regulation of extrinsic apoptotic signaling pathway via death domain receptors; protein K48-linked ubiquitination
Cellular component (GO): plasma membrane; cytoplasm
Molecular function (GO): ubiquitin protein ligase activity
Source: RefSeq, a predicted model, not a curated record